AAAAGACUCGGGAAGACCAGCACGAGCAGCAUGAUGCGCCGGUGUGUGAUGCAAGCGCGGUCCUUCGCGACCAAGAAGGGCAGCGCCGCCACGGAGAAGCGUGGCGCCAAGUCGGCCAAGUUCAAGGCCACGGCCAAGAAGAACGACAAGGGCACCGACUCGGGCAAGUACGACGUCAUGCUCCGUGCCCUCAAGGGCCGCGACAUCCCGCCGCCGGAGUGGACUGAGGCCGAGAAGCAGGAGCACUUUGAGAUUGGCCGCAAGUACAACUCGAUGACGUCGAUCCGCCACAACGCGCUCAUGAAGGACCUGCAGCUCAAGAUCAGCUUGAAGUGGGAGGCCAUCAACGCGCUCCCGACGGCCGAGUUGAGAGCAGAGGCGCUCGUCGAGGACUUUUCGCUCGUGCCCAUGACCCGUGGCUUCCCGACGUGGACGCCGCCGAUCCCGGGCUUCAAGCGCUUCCGCGACGACUAAAUCGAAUCGAGCCCAUGGCGAUUGCUGGCUUGCGAUUUAUAACAUACUACUAAUAGAUAGACGACACUACGAUAUGGUACAGGACA
This is a messenger RNA of Saprolegnia diclina VS20, 560 nucleotides long. RefSeq lists its product as hypothetical. NCBI's taxonomy places the organism in Eukaryota, Oomycota, Saprolegniomycetes, Saprolegniales, Saprolegniaceae. Gene Ontology annotation, cellular component: mitochondrial large ribosomal subunit; mitochondrial ribosome. The record is from RefSeq and is a predicted model, not a curated record. The coding region runs from base 31 to 474 and encodes 147 amino acids. The transcript has 2 exons.